Amphimedon queenslandica is the source of this 3551-nucleotide messenger RNA. RefSeq names its product heat shock 70 kDa protein 12A-like. The record is from RefSeq and is a predicted model, not a curated record. Gene Ontology annotation, molecular function: ATP binding; ATP-dependent protein folding chaperone. The transcript has 6 exons. Lineage: Eukaryota; Metazoa; Porifera; Demospongiae; Haplosclerida; Niphatidae. The coding region runs from base 1571 to 3532 and encodes 653 amino acids.
UAGGCCUCCUCUGUCUCGAGCUGAUACAUGUAUUUCUAAGCAUUAUAAUAAUUAUCCAGUUGCUGAUGGCAAUAUUGCUGCUAUUGAUUUUGGUACUACAUCAGUUUCAGUUGCCUUUUUUAAUACAAAAGGAGACGAAAUUAUUAAGAUGCUUGGCCUUGACUUUGAACACUUCUUCAAACGUGUUCCCAAUGCUAUCCUUUUUGAGGAAAGAACAUGAUGGCAAAAUGAAAGUGAAGGCUUUUGGAUUUCAAGCUAGUCUUCCCCUGAGAUUAAUUGAUAGAUCUAUAUACCGGGGGUACUCAUGUUUAUUUUGAAAGAAUUAAUAUGUUAAUGAGAAGAGGAAAGGUAAUUGAUAGAGAUACAGUAGUUGAGUCAUUUUUUGGUGAGAAGUUCUAUCUGAUUGAAUUCAUUGCAUUCAUACUUCAGCACCUGAAGAAUUUAUUGAUGGAUCAUUUCUCUCGUACUACCUGGCCAUUGAAGACAACAGAUUUUGAUUGGGUCAUUACUGUACCUGCUAUAUGGGAUGCACCUGGAAAAAGAAUGAUGAGAGAAGCUGCUUAUCUGGCUGCUCUUGAGGUUGGUGUCAAAAGCAGAAGUGGUAUCGAUUAUGAAGAUAACAUGCUAUGCAUUUCUAAGGGACUAGUAGAAUCCAAGCUGUUUGGCCCAGCACUAAAAGUUGUUACAGGAGCGGUAAGGUGGCGUAUGAAUCCAGGGAAGAUUAAAGCAAGACGAUCUGACACUACGUAUGGGAUAAAGGAAUAGCUCAAAUUUCAAUGGCAGUAAGCAUGAUGAGUAUUACAAGUUUUAUAAUGAAGAAGAAAAAGAAUACAGGUGCAAUAAUAUAUUUUGUGUGUUUUAGAGCUGAUGCAAGCUGAUCAAAUCAUUUCAAUGACUUUGAUACCACUUCAUCAAUCAGAUGAACAAAUUACCAUUGGUAUUUAUUCCACACCUAAUCUUGGAGUUUGAUACAUCAAAGGUAAAGAUGGCAAAAGCACAGUUACAAAAAUAGGUCAAUUACAUAUCAAUGUUCCUAAUCCUGAUAAUGUAUUAAGGGAAAAGCGUCUAGUUGAUGUCAGUAUGAAUUUUAGUGGUACAGAGAUUCAAGCUAAAGCAACCUAUUGUAUUACUGGAAAAGAAUUCAGAGAUAUAGGUGACUUUCUUUCUGCUUAGACUUAGACCAUUAAUUUUUUUAAUUUACUUUUUAUAACUGGUGUGCAUGUAGAUCUAGUUCUAAUUAUAUUUUUACCUUCACACCCAUGUCCAUUUAAAUUUAAAUUAUGAUUAACAUUUCACGGGCCUUAUUAACCUAUAAUUGCAAAAUUGGGAGUUUAUACUCUCCCAAAGCCCUCCUCUUUCAGCGACCCUGCAAAUGUAGCUACAUGUAGCAAUACCCAGUCAGACUUACUAUUUAAUUCUAUUUUGGCAGCUACUUUUGUGGCUUGUGAUUAGUUCCAAGAAAUUAAUAUUCAUAGUGAGAUACCCAGGAAUUGUUAUGAUAGUAUGGGUAGCCGGGCUAUAUAAGCACAUUACAAUAAUUUACUAGAGCUACAUUACAGCUCAUAAGAGAAUGGCAUUGGCAGCAUCUGGAGGUUAUUUUGCAUUUGGAAUCAGAAGAAUUGAAAUUUUUCAAAUUGGACUGCGAAAGCCAAAUUAUAAACCUCCUCUGAGCAGAGCUAAGAAGAUUCCUCGCACAGAUACUGGCUAUCGUGUGACUGAUGGUAAUAUUGCUGCUAUUGAUUUUGGAACUACAUCAGUGUCACUGGCUUAUACUACCAAAGGAGAUGAUGAAAUCACCAAUCUUAGGCUCGAUGAAGAAGACCAAGCUUAUCGUGUUCCUAAUGCUGUUCUACUGAAGAAAGAAGGAAGAACGAUAACUGUGCAAGCUUUUGGCAAUGAUGCCAGAACACAAUUCACUCAAAUGAGAAAAAGUGGCGAAUACAUUUACUUUGAGAGGAUUAAGAUGUUGAUGAAAAGAGAAGAGAAUGUUGACAGAAAUAUGCUAGUUGAGUCAUUUUCUGGUGAGAAGUUCUAUCUGGUUGAAGUCAUUGCAUUCAUACUGAAGUAUCUGAAGAAUGAGCUGAUGAAAAAAUUUUCAGAGACUGCCAGGCCAUUGAAGACAACAGAUUUUGAUUGGGUCAUUACUGUACCUGCUAUAUGGAAUGCACGAGGAAAAAGAAUGAUGAGAGAAGCAGCUUAUCUUGCUGGUUUAAUGACAGGAUAUGAUGGUAUUAGCAGUUUCACGUCUGCUGCUCUUUCUGUUCCAAGAGAAAUUAAUCCCGACAGGCUGUCAUUAGCACUAGAGCCGGAAGCAGCUGCUCUUUAUAGCCAGGAAAAAGUAGGAGACCAGAUUGAUGUUGAUCCAGCCACAGCAGUUAUCAAGCGUCCAUCAGAUUACAUGGUAAUAGAUGCUGGAGGUGGUACUAUAGAUAUCACAGCUCAAAUUGAAGUUGAUGGUAAUAUUAUAGUUGAGAAUAUACCAACCGGCAAUGCAUGGGGAGGUACCAAGAUUAAUGAAGCUUUUUCUCAACUUUUACAACAUAUAGUGGGUGAUUCUGAGUUUAAAUCGUUCCUCAAACCAGAGCAAAAGUCUCAAUGUAAGGCUACAUUGAAUAAAAUCCUAUAUGUUGAUUUUGAAAAGCAGAAAGUUCUUCUUGGCAAUCAAAAAUCAACCGAAGUUGCAGUUGCUUUGCCAGCAAUGUUUGUGAGGCACUACAAAGAAGCACUAACAAAAGUGGCAAAGAAGGAAAAUGGAGUCGAAUAUGAUGAGUAUACAAAUGAUACGCUAUACAUAGAAAAAGAAGUAGCUGAAUCUCGUUUCUUUGGUCCAGCAAUCAAAGGUAUUAUUGAUUGCACACUCAAAGCUAUUGAAGAAAAUGGAUAUAAAGUUCGUACCUUCUAUUUGGUUGGUGGAUUUGGGGGCUGCAAGUAUGUACACAAAAAGGUAAAAGCUGCUAUAGAAAAGGCUUAUAGUUCAAAAGGUUGUUCCUGCGAUGUGAUAGUGCCUCUUUCUCCUCAGUUAGCUGUUGCUCAAGGUGCUGUAAUGUGGCGUAAAAAUCCAGAGAAGAUUAAAGCAAGACGAUCAGAUGCUACAUAUGGGAUAAAUGUAUCUAUACCAUUUGAUGAUGAUGAGCAUGAUGAGUAUUACAAGUUUUAUAAUGAAGAGCAAAAACAAGACAAAUGUGAUUACGUGUUCAGUGUAUUUUUAGAAAAAGGAGAGCUGGUACAAGCAGAUCAAGUCAUUACUAUAAGCUUAACACCAGCUUAUCAAUCAAGCAAACAAAUUACGAUUGGUAUUUAUUCCACACCUAAUCUUGGAGUUCGGUACAUCAUAGAUACAAAUGGCAAAAGCACAGUUACAAAAAUUGGCCAAUUAGUUAUUGAUAUUCCCAAUCCUGAUGAUGUACCAAGGAACGAGCGUCACGUUGAUGUCACUAUGGAUUUCAGUGGUACAGAGAUUCAAGCUAAAGCAAAGUAUCGUAUUACUGGAGAAGAAGUUAAAACUGUUUGUGACUUUCUUUCUGCUCAAUAAAAAAAUAUCAACAACAGUU